AUGCCUAAAUCGAUAAAGCAAAAAAACAAUAAACUUGUAACUGCGCUUACUAUUAAUUCGAAUAUUGAUGAAAAUAAUGACAACUCAAAUAGUAUUCUCACUGAUUUCAAACCAACUUUCCCUCCCACAUUAACAGCAAAUGAUCUUAUUAAUAAUGUUAAUAAAUCUAACACAUUUAACAAAAGUAGAGCAAAAACAUUUCCAAACGCUUUUAUCGUUUAUAGAAUAGCGUUAACUAAAGAAUAUCGUAAUAAGAACAUUAAGCUACCACGUAUGGGGCCAUUUUCUAAGAUCGCAAAAAAGUCUUGGGAGAAAGAGUCACAAGAUGUCAAAGAUGUUUACCAUAAGCUAUCUGAGGAUGCCAAAUCUUUGUAUAAUCAAAACAACGUUCAAAUUAUAUUUGAUAAGCAUAUGGUUGUAAAUGAUCAACAAAGCGCGGGGGGUGCCGCAGAAUCGGCUUACGUCAAUCAUGAUACCGAGGUUUUUCCUGUCGAUACCUUUACGCAAAAUUCAUCAAGUGAGUAUCUUCCAGAGGAUUCUUCUCCAAAUUAUAGCUUUUACGAAGAUCCGUAUGGACUGAAUUCAGCUGAUCGAGAAUUAUUAUAUAUACUUGAUUUUCAUUUCAAAAUUGAUACACAUACACAUGAAUAG
Molecule: messenger RNA, 651 nt
Organism: Funneliformis mosseae
Lineage: Eukaryota; Fungi; Glomeromycota; Glomeromycetes; Glomerales; Glomeraceae
Source: the annotation of a GenBank genome assembly